AAUCCAUAAACCCUAAAUUUCAAUUUUAGGGUUCUUCAUUCUUUUAGGGAUGGAGGAGGACGAGCUCGACGAGCUCUUGGACACAAUGCUGGGCCGGAGCGCGAGCGCCAUAGAGGUUUGCAGCACCAGCAGCGCAUCUCCUUCAAAUCCAGGGAUCACAUUUUCAUUUCCCGGCUGGGGAAUCGAUAUGCACACGGAUUCCAAGCGCCAGACGGCGGUGGUGAGGCAUUUUGGAGGCGAUUCCAAGAAAUCUUCCUCUGCCAGGCAGAGAUCCAAGUCGAGCGGGGCGCUUCUGGUCGCUGGGAGCCCUGCUUCCGAAAUUCCAGACGAGGUUCUUCUCAAAAUCUUUACUUUCUUGGAAGUGACCGACUUAUCGGCCUCGCGGCAAGUUUGCAAACGGUGGUACCUUCUGUGCUCAUCGGAUUGUCUCUGGGAGAGAUUUCUCACCUUGAAAGCUUCGAGCACCAGCGAAUUACCCAGGUGGCUAGAACUCAAGCACAGCAUCUCAUCGUUCCGGAUCAGUGCUCGCUAUACAUAUUCGAGAAGAGGCUACGAGAUUUUCAUCGAAGCGAUCGAGGCAUGGUGGCGAGAUGGACAACCGCACGGGAAAUUCAGCUCGUCGGUGCUCUGUCCAUUGAUACGCAAAGUCACGCUCUCGGACUGGUGUGUUUUUUACGAGGUUCUAAGCGCUGCGUUUGCAAAGCGUGCAGAUACUCUUGCAGUCGAGCUCCAGAAACACUCUCAAAGCGGUGGUCGUAGCCACUUUGAUCCGUCUCCGUCGUCGACCGAGAGUUUUCACGGCGAUGGGGUUGCCGGUGUGGAGAUUUGGAGCCGCCUUUGCGGCUUCUGGGAUCGUUAUAUCUCAUGGAUCAAGCUGGUCUCUCUACACUGCGCAGAUUUAAACUACGCUGUCCGACUCGAGAGAGUCCGUACUGUGGAGACUCCGACACUAUAUAGCAAAGGAGUUCUUUGCUUCAGGAGUCAAGUGAUCUUGAGCUAUGGAUUGCGAAAGCUCUUGCAAGCAGGAUUGCUGUGGCUUUCCGCCAGAGAAACGGAAGGCUCGGCUACCGAAGAAGACAUCGAAGUGCUGUGCUCGUUGCAUCAUCUUCUACAGGUGCUUGACGUCUCUGAUGACUUCACGCUACCUGCUGAUAGCUUCACGCAAGCAAAGUUUAGAAGAUGCUUCCUCGACGGUGAAUCGUCGCGGGAUUUCUCGCGGUCUCAAAUUAUAGCUGCUAGAAUGGAACACUUCUAAUCUAUUCUGGAACUUUCUUUGACUUGCUAAACAAAGGAAUGGAUCACAGUUCUAAAGGUA
Selaginella moellendorffii is the source of this 1315-nucleotide messenger RNA. RefSeq lists its product as uncharacterized. Gene Ontology annotation, cellular component: SCF ubiquitin ligase complex. Bases 50 to 1255 code for a protein of 401 amino acids. NCBI's taxonomy places the organism in Eukaryota, Viridiplantae, Streptophyta, Lycopodiopsida, Selaginellales, Selaginellaceae. The record is from RefSeq and is a predicted model, not a curated record. Gene Ontology annotation, biological process: SCF-dependent proteasomal ubiquitin-dependent protein catabolic process; protein polyubiquitination. Gene Ontology annotation, molecular function: protein binding. The transcript has 5 exons.